Molecule: messenger RNA, 1756 nt
Organism: Salarias fasciatus (jewelled blenny)
Lineage: Eukaryota; Metazoa; Chordata; Actinopteri; Blenniiformes; Blenniidae
Gene: tapbpl
Product: TAP binding protein like
Exons: 8
Coding region: 273-1565 (430 amino acids)
Source: RefSeq, a predicted model, not a curated record
GCGAGCGAGAGGGAGAGAGAGAGAGAGAGCGAGAGAGAGAGAGAGAGUCUUUAGAUAAAAUUACAUUUAAUAUUUUAUUUAUAUUUACUGUUUUCUACAUGGCGAAGGCAGACUGCAGGUUUAACUCGGAUAUAAAGCAGAUUACAACAAAAUGAUGUGUUACUUCUGGUUUGAAAUCAAAAGUGAAAGUGUAGAGGAGGUUUGACUGGGGAUUUCUGUCUGAGGUCGGACUAUAUUUUUAAUCCACGAAGAUACAAAACCUUUUCUCAAUAAUGAGUAUUAGAGUAAUUUUGCUUGGAUUUUUCUUGACCAGCGUUUCUGCUGAUGGGAUUACAGAUCUGGUCCUGUCCUGUGCUCUGGUGGACGAAGGCGGUGGACAUGGCGGGAUGGGAGGCGGUUCCAUGUUCUCCCGGACUCCGGUGACCUUGGUGCUGAGGGACGUUGCCGUGGGACCAGACGAAUCUCUGGAGCUGCUCACUCCGUUUGUGGCCCCCUCGGUUCCUGAUCCAGACCUCAUCAUAUUUGAGGCUCAGGCGUCGUCCCCUGAGAUCCCCAACGCCGAGGCGCUGCUUCAUGCCGACUGUAACGACCAGGAAGUGAUGUGUGAGAUAAGUCUUUACUCUUCUCAAGAACUCCGGGACAGUUCAGACUCAGCCUAUUUCAUGGUGUCGAUCAAUGUGGAGGGCGUUGAAUCCAGUGCUACACUGAUACUUCAGACGCUGGCGGUGGAGAAGGACCAGGCCACGCUGGUCCAAAACAGGCUGGAUCUGCCUCUCAGCUCUUCUGGGACCCUGCUGACUAAAGUUAUUUUCCUGGUGUUCUCCGACACGAAGUCUGUGUCUGCUCCUGUGAAAGCGGAGAUCGUCCUCAGCUGUGGUUUUAAACAGCAGGACGCUCCUCUAGCGCAGGAAGUGAGCGUUGAGUGGAGACUGCAGCACAGAGGAAAAGGCCAGAAGGUGCUUGAUAUGAAGACACAGCUGGAUGAUGUGGAGGGGAACACAGAAAUUCAUGCUGUGAGAAGAGACUCAAGCAUUGACGUUGCCCAGGUUGCGAAUGAAGGCAACGUCUCUCUGACACUCGACAAGCUGAAGGUUUCAGAUGAAGGAACCUACAUCUGUACUGUCAGUCUGGGUCCUUUCCACUGCCAGCAGACCGUCCAGCUUCAGAUACAACAGCCGCCGCAAGUUUCACUUUCAAAAGACAAGCUUGUAGUGAAAUCAGCUCAAACGUUGAGCUGUCACUCCAAUAAGUACUAUCCCCUGGACAGUCAGAUGGAGUGGUUUUUCCUCUCUCCUUCAGACACAGAGCCUCAACCCUUUGCAGAACGGGCGUCUCUGUCCAGCCACCGGCAGCAUUUUGACGGGACGUACUCCCUGUCAUCUCACAUCACUGUGCCCCCGACCAUCUCACCAGGAACAAAAAUCACCUGCAGGGUGACACACGCAGCGCUGGACUCACCGCUCCAUGUGCACGUCAUGGUAGAAAGUCCAGAACCAGAAUCCUACUGGUGGAUCUUUGGUUUCCUGUUCAUCACGAUACUUUUCUUCUAUCAGGUGAUGAGAUAAAUGAGGUCUGCAUCAUCCUGAGCACAGAAUGGGUUCAGUGUGUCAUUUUCAGUCUGUAACAUCAACCAUACAUCAUGCCUCUCAUGCCACGACACUACCCUGCUGAACUGUGAAAAAAAAAAAAAAAAAAAAGAAAAAAAAGAAGGAAAACAUUUUGUUGGGUAAUCUCUGAGGAUAAGAUUUUGUGACAU